UCUAUCCAUUUUUGUAAUUCUAUGCACUCUUCGUAGAAGAGAAGUGAAGAAAAUAAACAUCCCAAAUGAGCAAGAAAUAGAAAACCAGAAUAUGUUUGCAAUAUGGAACUUCGAUGGUAAAAUGGUGUACGAGAACAUCAUUGAAGCAACCGAGGAGUUUGACUCCAAAUAUUGCAUUGGAGAGGGAGGAACCGGGAGUGUUUACAAGGCAGAGUUAAGCACUGGCCAAGUUGCUGCUGUGAAGAAGUUUCAUGCAAAUAUAAAUGAUGAUGAUCAUCAGAAGUCUCAAUAUCUCAAAGCAUUUACUAGUGAGAUUCAUGCACUAACACAAAUACGACAUCUUAACAUCGUGAAGCUAUAUGGAUUCUGUUCACAUCGAAGGCACUCGCUUUUGGUUUACGAGUUCAUAGAAGGUGGAAGCUUGCGAAAUGUACUCAUGAACAAUGAUGAAGAAGCGAGAGCUUUUGGUUGGAACAAAAGGGUAAAUGUUGUGAAAGGUGUGGCAAAUGCAUUAUCUUAUAUGCACCAUGACUGCUCACUGCCCAUAAUCCAUCGAGAUAUAUCAACCCAAAAUAUUCUGCUGAAUGCAGAGCAUGAUGAAGCUCGUGUUUCUGAUUUUGGGACUGCCAGACUUCUCAACCCUUACUCGUCCAAUUGGACUUCGUUUUUCGGAACUUUUGGAUAUGCUGCUCCAGAACUUGCUUACACAAUGGAAGUGAAUGAGAAAUGUGAUGUGUAUAGCUUCGGAGUGGUGAUGUUGGAAACACUUAAAGGGAAGCAUCCAGGAGACCUCAUUUCAUCUCUCUCAUCGUCAUUGUCCUUACCAUCAUGUGCAACCCCAGUUUAUGAUCAAGUAGCAAUAAUUGAUCUUUUGGACCAGCGCUUACCCGCUCCUACGAAUGAAGAAGCUGGGGAAGUGCUUUCUGUUAUCAAGAUAGCAUUUGCAUGCUUGCUUAACACUCCACAAUCUCGUCCAACAAUGAAACAAGUUGCUCAGGAGCUCUCGACUCAAACCCAUCAUUUGUCAAAGCCAUUGUCUUUGGUUUCCUUAGGAGAGCUAUUUGGUCUCAGUGAUUCUACUUCCUAA
Ziziphus jujuba (common jujube) is the source of this 1087-nucleotide messenger RNA. RefSeq names its product MDIS1-interacting receptor like kinase 2-like. The transcript is spliced from 2 exons. The record is from RefSeq and is a predicted model, not a curated record. Gene Ontology annotation, biological process: protein phosphorylation. Bases 92 to 1087 code for a protein of 331 amino acids. NCBI's taxonomy places the organism in Eukaryota, Viridiplantae, Streptophyta, Magnoliopsida, Rosales, Rhamnaceae. Gene Ontology annotation, molecular function: ATP binding; protein kinase activity.